Molecule: messenger RNA, 5157 nt
Organism: Grus americana (Whooping crane)
Lineage: Eukaryota; Metazoa; Chordata; Aves; Gruiformes; Gruidae
Gene: FAM181B
Product: family with sequence similarity 181 member B
Exons: 1
Coding region: 93-1172 (359 amino acids)
Source: RefSeq, a predicted model, not a curated record
CCCCCGCCCGCCGCCUUUUCCCCGCCGUCGCCGCGGCCGCCCGCCCCGCGCAGCCCUGCGGAGCUCGGGGCGGCGGCGCCCCGCCGCCGGCCAUGGCCGUGCCAGCCGCGCUGCUCAGCCCCCACCACCUCCUCUCCUUCUGCUUCCCCGCCGCCGGCGGCCUCCUGGGCUAUGCCGACCUGGAGAAGGGCUACGAGGGCGGCGGCGACGCGGGGGACUUUAAAGAAGCCACCAGGGACCUGCUGAGCUUCAUCGACUCGGCCUCCAGCAACAUCAAGCUGGCGCUGGACAAGCCGGUGAAGUCCAAGCGGAAGGUGAACCAUAGGAAGUACCUGCAGAAGCAGAUCAAGCGCUGCACCGGCAUCAUCGCCGCCGCCCCGCCGCCGCCGCCCGCUCCGCCGCCGCCCGCCGCCGCCCCGCCCGCCGCCUGCCCCGCCAAGCCCCCGCCGCGCCGGGAGGCCUCGCAGGCGGCCAGCAGCCUCCAGAGCAAGAGCCUGGCGGCCCUCUUCGGCUCCCUGCAGCAGGGCCGGGGGGCGGCGGGCGGCGGCUGCGGCGAGGCGGCGGGCGGCGGCGGGGCGGCGGGCGGCGGCAGCGGGGCGGCGGGCGGCCCGCGGAAGGUGCCGCUGCGGGACCGCAACCUGCCGCCCUCCUUCUUCACGGAGCCGGCGCUGCCCGCCGCCGCCCGCGGGCCGCCGCCGGGCGCUAAGGAGCUGGAGAAAGGCGGCGGCGGAGGCGGUGCGGAGGCGACCGAGUUCUUCGAGCUGCUGGGCCCCGAGUACGGCGCGCUGCUGCCCGAGCACGCCGCCCCACCGGACGCCUUCCCCGGCGGCACCGCCGCCCGCCUGCCCGCCGAGCUGGGCCUGGAGCACGGCCUCUACGAAGCGCCGCUGCCGCUGCCCGCCGCCCACCACCCGCUGCUGGGCGGGCUGCUCUACCCCGAGCCGCCCUGGAGCCCGGCCGGGCCCUGCAGCCCGCCCAAGAAGGCGCCGUCCGAAGCGCUGCGCCCGCUCUACCCGGGCGGCGGGGAGCCGGCCCCCGGCGGCAGCGAGGAGCCCGGCGGGCACCUGUCGGCGGGGUUCGCCCCCUUCUUCCCCGAGUGCCCGCUGCCCCCGCCGCAGGUGCCCUACGACUACAGCGCCGGCUACCACCGCGCCGCCUACUCCGGCCUGUAGGGCAGCGCCGCAGGGCCCGGCCCCCCCGACCCCCGCCCGCCCCGCCCGGGACGGUGAAAUGGGGGGGGGGAGGAUGGGGGGAGCCCACCCGCGGGCGCGGGGCUGGGACCUGACGGACGCUCGGGCGAGAGCGGGGACCUCCCGCCGCUCACGCGUGGGGCUGGGGGCUCCGCUGGCCCCGCCGCGUGUGUGCGUGUGCGUGUGUGUGUGUAUAUCCCCACCCGCAACCACGGCCACGGCUCCUGCGGGACUCAACCUCCUGCUCUGCAAGUCGCCUUCUCCUGCGGUUUGGGAGACGCUGCAAAUAAAAUGUGAAAUCCUGGGUUCCUUCAGGUGUUUUUCUAGCGGCCGGUGACUCCCUUCCCUUCGCCUUCCUUAGGGUCAGGUUUUGUCUUGCUGUAGGCAGACGCGGCUUGGUGUUACCUGUCUUACGUGCCCUUGCAACGGGGGCUGCUCUUCUUGAAGGCAGCCGUGACCAUUUGUAAAUGAUUUCAGUCUAAAAGUAAAACUCGGUCAACUCUUGCGGUAUAUUUAAAGUUUUUCCCUGGCUCGCCUGCAUCGCAAGUGCUGGCGGAUGUUCAGCUGAGGACACAAAGGCAAGGAAAAAAAAAAAAAGGCAAAAUUAAAAAUGCUGCUACCAAAACUUAGUGUCCUGAAAUUUAACAAUGUCUUGCAGGAUCUUGCAAACAGCAAUUUACAGCGAUACGUAAGUUAAUUGAUGGCGUAAGUUCGGGACAAAAAUGUACUGUAGCCUCUGUGGCGAUGUGAUUCCUACAGACCGUUGGAGUUCUUCCAGGAAUGUGUCAAGGCUCGGAAAGCAAUGCGGCUCGGUCUCAUUGUGUACAGGAGAUUAUUUGAUAAUCAUUUAAGUUAUGUAAAAGAGUCUAUGAUAGGUCCUAUAAAAAUAAAGCUACACAAUAGAUCUAAGAUCUGUGGUUGUUACUGCCGUUGAACUGCGGCGUUCAAGGGGUUUUCACCACACCUCCAUCCUCUGUAAUGGUUUCUUGGCAGGAGUUAAGACGGGCAGUGGUUUUUUGUCUUUCCUAAAUCUUUUGAAAUGACGUAUUUUAUUCACAGCGACCUGUGCUUGUUUUGCCUUCGUUUGUACCGGCUGUUUCUUUAACUGACUAGAAAGAAGGGAACAAUAAUACACUACAAAGCCAAGGGAUGAAAAUUGUUACAGUUAUGAAAACAGAUCAAAAUACUUGGAGGUUUCCUAUUGAGAUGCAAGUCUUACAAGGCAAUCCCGCAGUCUGGCUCCCCGCCAGUCCCAAGUGGAUUGUUUGUUUUUGAAACGGGACCCACAUACGGAUCAGCCUGAGGUUUUACCCUCCGUGGUGGCAAAGCCUGGUGCCUUCUAUGUUUUAAAAGAUAAUGUGAAAGGGGAAACAGGUUUUUUCAUUCAUCAACCCAGAUUUAACUUUUUGGAGACUUAGGGUCAAGAUGUUGGGAAGUAUGGAGAGGUGAAGGAAGAGUUUUUGGAAAUAAACUGUGAGAGAAUUUGUUUUGGAAAUUGGCUUAAUUUUAUUUUUAAACAGCAAGACCUGUAUCCUCUGCUGCCUCUUUCCUCCCCAAAAGCUAUCCAAGGUCUUCACAAGCUGUAUGGAAAGCAACCACCAUGGAUGAACGGCCACAGCAUUUCAGUGUCUAAGGAAACACACUUUUCGAGCAUAAUUUUGUGGUAGUUUAUUUAACUAAGCUCACGAGAGCGUGUAUGAGGAACAACGGGCAGCCGGUCCAGCCAAGGUAGCUACAAAUUAGGUUAUUCCUGCCCCGCUGCUGGUUUUGAUGACGGGACAAUGUCCUACUCUGUGAGCUCACUCCUGCCUUCUUCACUUUGGCAAACCUCCCAGUGAAGGGAGCGCGAGUUUGCAUCCGCAAGCAGUGCGCUGCCAGGUCCGAGCCGCGCUUGCGUAAAAAUACAUUUUAGGUUAUCUAGACAAGACCAGCUGGGGGGUUAUUUCGGUUGGAGAGGUGGUGUGGUUGUUUUAUGUUUGUUUUUUUUUUUUUUUGUUUAGCGACUGCUUUGAGCCUGUGUAUUUGUAGCACAUAUUGGCAGCUGCUCAGAGUAUUGCAGCUUGAUGGUGCUGCAUGAACAUACAUCUUAUUGCCCGGCUUUCUCACGUGGGCCGUGUGCCCGAGAUCUGUGCUGUCAGCAGGCCGAGCAACUGAAGGGGAAGCUGAUAAUGCAAUGGUCUCUGCUAAGGAAAGAAAACACAUUUUUUGACUUAGGAUUUCACUGAGCAAUUAAUUUAUUUCACAAGCUCAAUAUGCUAAUGUGUAUUAACCAGGGAUCUAAUCCUGAAGACCUUAUAGCCUAUCCUGUCAGCUCACAGACUUCAGUGAGAUUUUGCUCAAAAAAAAAGUCUAAAAUAGGUCCUCAGGAAUGAACUCUGGGAAUUGCUACGUAGACAUUGCAAACCUGACUGGUUUGGUUGCCCACAGGCCUCACCUUUUUAUUCCAAGUAGCCGUGAAGUGCCACAAAUCUAACGUGCCGGUGGUUUUCACUCCUUGGGUGCUCUGCUCCCUUGUGUAUGGUGACCUGUGGUGCUCAGAAGCAGAGCAUCAUCAGCCUUCUUGGGUUAGAUCUUGUCUGAAACCAGUGGGAGAAGUGGUUCCGUGGGUGUCAGCAGAGCUGGACUGGUAUAAAACUGUUGUGGCAGCCCGCUCCAGAUCCUGCCAGGUUGGGAGGGUUCUUCGUGGGCUUGCAAGAAGUCGGGGGCAGGCUCCAGGAGUCAGCCUGACUGAGCAGCAGCUGCAGAUGUUGCUUCAGCUUAGCUUUUAUUCUGCAAUAGUUCCUUAAAGCGGGACUUUCAGUUUAUAGGAGCUUACGCUGAAAAAAAUAAAAUAAAAUUAAUAUCAGUAUUCUUUGAAGUACUGCUGCAUUUCUGCCAGAGGAGGUAUUUGAGGAGUACCUGGUGUGGGAAGCCUGAUAAGGCUGGGAAGGAGCUAACAAUGGCUGGGUCCAUCCCGGCUGCUUUUCCCACAGCAGAGGCCAGACAAAGGACUUCUGUGCGACUCCCGAGGAGUGCUGGAGCUCCUCUUCGUGCUGCCGAGGAGGCGAGGGCACGGUGACCAGACCAAGGAUUGCCAUCUAGCGGAGCUGCGUCUUUUAUCUUCUUUGUGCUUGUGUGGGCUCUUUUUGUUGCGGUUGUUUCCCCCAGCUUGAAUAGUGCAGGCACUGGAAAUGUCACCUAAGAGUCUCACUCAGAAACACCCUUGGGAAAUUGCCUUCUCCACUGAAACAGUGAAGAGCAUCAUCUUAAGCAUCUGUAAGAAUAAAACCUUUUGUAAUUGACCAAGAUAUUUUGGUUUAUCUGGUGCACUUUUACAAGGAGUCUGUCCCUAAGAACUACAGCUGAUUGUUCUUCGCUUUGCUGGCUUAAAAGAAGCGUGUCCCUCUGAAUGGAAGUGAGUUCUGCUUGGUUGGAUUGAGGCCACGCUAUCAAACUAUUUCAUUUUACAAAGUCUGCACUGAGUUCCUCAGAUACACUAAAUUCCAUUUUGUUGCUGCUGUAUUUUACACAUAUUAUCUGGUUUUACUGGAGAUUUUGGUGGAAAAGCAUACACAUCUUAAUAUUUUUUCAUAUGCAAAGAUGAUAAAGGGAAAUAACAAGUCCCCUUCGUUCUCUUUUUAAGUGAGGGAAUCUUACCUUUCCAUAAUGGUGAUUUACUGAUGAAUAACGAAGGGUUCACCAUGAAUAGUUGUUACUGUGUCUCAAUAUUUUGUGAUUUAAACUGCCUGGGUCUUUUCCAAAGUCACUUCAAGAAAGCAGAAAGAUUCCUUUAUUUUCUCAGAUGGGCUUUUGAAACAGGCUGGCUAACUAUUUAAUGACCUGAGCUUGGGAUUGCUCUGAUACAGCCUGACCAUCAAUGAUGAAUCAUCUUCGAUGAGCUUACGUAGUUGUUCAAGCAAUGUUAGUAAAAAAGAUACAGAAGUUUAUUGUAGACUCUGUUUUCUGCCUUUUUGAAUAAACUGCUUUU